AUGUUGCGGAUGAUGUCAUCGGUGACCAAGAUGACUAACGGGCGCUUAAUGUGUGUUGAGCUUAAGGGCCGCACUUUUUUGGAGAUAAAUGAAGAUCUUAUCCACACUACACAUAUCUUCAGGCCCGAAAUCUUGUCUUUGGCCGUUUGUGCGUGGUGUUUUGCUAGCCCGAUUAAUAGGGACAAAAUGGCAAAUUAUAUUGAUGGGGAAGUUGUGAAGAAUAGAUAUGGCUGCAUUAACACUAAUGCUGGCCGGGAAAACGAGAGGGCCCCACUGUGGGUUUUCCGGUGGUGGUAUGCCGAAAUCCUAUUCCCAUUCUCGUCAUACAAUAUUGUCUCUUCGUCCUCCUCUUCCGGCACCCGGCACUUCUCCCCCAAUAUUAUCGUCUUCUUCCAUAUCGAGUCCUCGUGCUUCAGCUUCUUCUUCACCUUCAUGCUCACGCUUGACACGAGCUUCGAAGCCCCCGAGUUCGACCGCCGGUGCUGCUCGCCCGCCCUCAUGUGCCGCCCGGCCGGCGGCGGGUUUUCCGGCGCGUCGCUGGAAUUCCGGGCGGCUGAUGGGGUUUUUUCUUCCUUAUUGGCGGUGGUGGGGUCCGGCGAGGGCGACUUUUUGUGGAACAUGCCACAGAGGAAUGAAGCUGUAGCAAAAGAAAUUGUUUGGGGAUUAGAGGGAAAAAAAUAA
Messenger RNA from Striga asiatica, 681 nucleotides. The record is from the annotation of a GenBank genome assembly. Lineage: Eukaryota; Viridiplantae; Streptophyta; Magnoliopsida; Lamiales; Orobanchaceae.